Molecule: messenger RNA, 2669 nt
Organism: Closterium sp. NIES-67
Lineage: Eukaryota; Viridiplantae; Streptophyta; Zygnematophyceae; Desmidiales; Closteriaceae
Source: the annotation of a GenBank genome assembly
CAACCGCACCACUUUCCAACCAACGGCUUGAGCCACCUACUCCUUCCUCCGUUCGCCGCCCACUCCCUUCCCCUUACAAAAAGUCUCCCCCUAUCAUUAGCCAGUUCGCCUCUGAUAUCGUUCCCUGCUUUUGUGUAGCUCACCCGCAACGGUCUCAAUCACGUGGAGCUGUAACCGCUCACUCCAACCGAUUAUCAUAGCAGCGUGUAGGCUCGUCGCAAUAGCGUCUCCCCUCGCCUUUCGCUCGCAGCAGCCAUGCCGAAGCCGUGCGAAGCGUGUCAGUCCAGCACAGCUUUAAUCUUCUGUAGAGCCGACUCCGCCUACCUCUGCCUGGCGUGUGACAGCAAGGUGCAUGGCGCCAACAAGCUCGCCUCUCGCCACGAGCGCGUGUGGGUCUGCGAAGUCUGCGAAAUGUCGCCGGCCGCGGUGACCUGCAAGGCCGACGCUGCGGCUCUCUGUGCGACGUGCGACGCCGAUAUUCACGAGGCGAACCCCCUCGCGAGUCGCCACGAGCGCGUGCCAGUGGUCCCCUUCUACGAGUGCCCCUCGUCGCUUCCCAGCUGUAAAGCCGCCCGUGUCCAGUCCGCCGCGUUCCACGGCGCAAAUGGCGCUGGGGAUUUCGUCGACGGCGACAAGCUCGGGUUCGAGUCGCCGGAAACGCAGGAGAAGGCGUUUUUGUCGAGACAGCAAAGCAACCAGUCGCAAGUUACGGCGGCGAACGCGGAGAGUUUGAGGAACGGGGCGGAGGAGGAAGAUGAGGAAGAGGAAGAGGAGGCGGGUGGUAGAAACGGCAACUGGCUUUACCCCCCGCGCGCGCACCUCUAUCCACACCACUCCGCCGCUGCUGCUGCCGCACCGCGGAUGCCGCACAUGCCGCCGCAUAUGUCGCCGUAUAUGGCGCCGUACAUGGCGCCGCAUAUGGCGAUGGCCGGCUCCAUUCCCCCGCGACCAAUGGUACCAUCGCCUUACUUCCCCUACGCGCACUACCUGCCGCACAUGCCGCCGCAGAUGCAGCCGCAGAUGCCCAUGCACAUUCCACUGCACAUGUCGCCGCACGUCCCGCCGCCUUAUCCGGCCUCGCCGCAAGUUCCCGCCACGCUUCCGCUAUUGGACCGUUCGGCACGCGUCGCACAGCCCGCCGCUCCUAAGUUCCCAAAGAUGGAGUCCGCUGAUGUGGCAGAUCUCCUGUUUGACGUCGAUCCGUUCCUCGACCUCGAGCAGUACGGCGGCGGCGACCGCAGCGCAACGCCCGUCGACGCGAAACUCGCCUCGGCGGCCAUGGCGGCGGGUAAGAAAGCGGCGAAAGAGAGCAUGGCUGUGCCCGUGCAAUCGCAAGACGAGGGCGCGUCGGCCGUGGUCGGUCGGCGCGAGUGCUCCCCUUCCCUCAACUCCUCGCCCACCCUCUCCGUCUCCUCUCGUGCCGACACGCACCUCGUUCCCAGCGGCAGGCACGCCGCCGACUCCGCCGCAACCGCCGCCGCGUUUGACGGCACCGCCACGUCAUCCCGCGCGGCGCAUCCCGCUUCGGAAAGCCCAGUCGCGCUGCCCUCCGCCUCCUCCCUCCCCUCCGCGUCGUCCUUCCCCCCGUCGUCGUUCGCUAGCCCCGGCCCGCUGCACCCCUUGGCGCGCGAGGCGCGCGUGCUGCGCUACCGGGAGAAGCGCAAGGCGCGGCGGUUCGAGAAGACGAUCCGGUACGCGUCGCGCAAGGCGUACGCGGAGAGCCGCCCGCGCGUUAAGGGGCGGUUCGCUAAGCGCACAGAAAUGCAAGCCGAGGGCGCUGGGUCGGCCGCCUUAAAUGCAGCAGAAAGCGCGGCAGCGAUGCAUGCAGUGGAUGCGUGUGGAAGCAGCUUCGAGGAGAUGGAAGGGGAGGAGUUCAAGAUGGAGGACGGGGUGGCCUGCGACCUCGACUUCGCCCUCGCUGACAUCCCCUUCUCCAUGAUCCCCGCGUUCCUCUGAAGCGGCGGCCGACAUUCCCCCACUAACUCACGCUGUGCCACCCUCUGUAGCUGCUACCGAGAUUCCCGCGAAUCAUGGAAGGGAGGAGUUGCGGAGGGCGGAGAGGGGGUUUCCUGCAAUCUGGACUCGGCACUCGCUGGCUGACGGCCCCGGCACCACGGUCUCCGUGCUCCUUUCAAGCAGAUCCAGCGAUUCCCGCGUUUCGAGGUGACUUUUGAGUCAACUCAAAAGGGGAUGGUGGCGAAAAGUUUCCUCAAAAGUUUCCUCUGAAGCAGAUCCAGCGAUUCCCGCGUUUCAUAAGGGGAGAAAGGAGAAGGGGUAGCCUGAGAUCUGUACUGGGCACCUGCUGACGCCCCCUGCCUUAUGGUCCAUGAACCAAGCCGCACAAUGGCCCAGCAUGCCAUCACCAUCACCUACCCUUCCCUUGGCCUUCCACCUAAACAGCCAUGGCGUUUUUCUUCUCCCUCUGCCACUUUCUGAGCUGCCAGGCCUUAGGCUCAAGGUAGCCUGCCAGGAAUGUGCGUGCCUCACUCGAGAGCUGCACUGCACUAACCUUGGAACUUAUUUUUCCCCACCCUUAAGCUUCCUUCUAUGCUUUAGGUAGGAGUGGGGCUAGCAUGUGUUGGUCUCAGGAGCCUUGGCCAAAGGGCUCUAGGCGCUGUUAAUAAUCAACUGCACUGUACACUUGUUUCAACUACUUAAUUUCUUACUAG